AGGGCCCCUGGCUUCCAUAGCCCCGUUUCCCCCUCAAGGCACAGAUGGCCUUAUAUUGUCACUGCCCACUUAGGAUCUGUCUCCUCCUGUCCCCUUAAGGACAGAUCCAUCUCCGUAUCCCUAGAAUUGCCCAGAAAAGGGUGGGCAGAGAGCCUCUGUUGAAUAAAGGGGUGGAGCGGGGUACAGGAAGGCAGGGGGCCAUGUAGGGACAGAAGUCUGAAGGCCUCUUGUGCUUGGGGGGUCCUCCUCCCCCUCGCAGCCUGGUUUCCCCUUUGUGGUUUCUCCAGCUCCACCCUCUCAGCCCCUCCACCUUGAUCUGCAUAGCUUCCUGCCCCUGACACUCUGGUCUGCAGCAUCAUGUCACUAACUGUCCAUCUCUCCUAUCUCCUGGCCCUGUUGGUGGCAGGCCUGGCCCAAGGCAUCAAGGGCUCCCUCAGGGGCCAGGACCCAGGUCCCCAGCCUCUGGAGCUGAAAGAGGUCUUCACGUUGUUCCAGAUCCGAUACAACCGGAGCUACUCACACCCAGCAGAGCAUGCUCGCCGCCUGGACAUCUUUGCCGGAAACCUGGCCAAGGCUCAGCAGCUGCAAGAGGAGGACUUGGGCACAGCUGAGUUUGGGGUGACUCCAUUCAGUGACCUCACAGAGGAGGAGUUUGGCCAGCUUUAUGGGCAUCAGAGGGUGGCUGGAGAGGCCCCCAGUGUGAGCCAAAAGGUAGGGUCUGAAGAGUGGGGGCAGUCAGUGCCCCUGACCUGUGACUGGCGGAAGGAAGCUGGCAUCAUCUCAUCCAUCAGGAAUCAGGUAUCUGCCCCCUUGCGGCCUGGCCCAAUCCAGCCCUGGGGGAGGGAGGGGGAGGAGAGGGGCAAGGCCUGCAUUCCCUUCCCCCACCCCCAUCCUUCUACCACUAGCAAAACUGCAACUGUUGCUGGGCCAUGGCAGCAGCGGGCAACAUCGAGGCCCUGUGGGCCAUCAAAUAUCAUCAGUCUCUGGAAGUCUCCGUGCAAGGUGUGGCUGGGGGAGGGGACCUGUGUGACUGAGACGGGGGUGCCUGGGGCCUCGGCACCCACACGGUCCCUGCUCGCACCAGAGCUACUCGACUGUGACCGCUGUGGGAAUGGCUGCAAGGGCGGCUUCGUCUGGGAUGCGUUCGUAACUGUCCUCAACUACAGUGGCCUGGCCAGUGACAAGGACUACCCAUUCAAGGGGAACAGCAAACCCCACAGAUGCCUGGCUAAGAAGCACAAGAAGGUGGCAUGGAUCCAGGAUUUCAUCAUGCUGCAGCCCUGCGAGCAGAGCAUCGCCAGGUACUUGGCCACCCAAGGCCCCAUCACUGUGACCAUCAACAAGAAGCUGCUGCAGCAAUACCAGAAGGGUGUGAUCAAGGCCACACCUACCACCUGUGACCCCCAGCUUGUGGAUCAUUCUGUCCUGCUGGUGGGUUUUGGUAAAAGCAAGUCGGCGGAGGGGAGGCAGGCAGAGGCGGUCUCAUCCUGGUCUCAUCCUCAUCCUCGCUACUCCAUCCCAUACUGGAUCCUGAAGAACUCCUGGGGGGCCAACUGGGGUGAGGAGGGCUAUUUCCGGCUGCACCGAGGGAGUAAUACCUGUGGCAUCACCAAGUACCCAUUCACUGCCAGACUGGACAAACCCGCUGAGAAACACCAAGUCUCCUGCCCUCCCUGAGCCCACCUGGCUGCCCCUCAGCUCUCUCCUGCUGUGCCAGCUACCUCCCUGCUCACCCCACCCCAAGGUUUUUGCCUAUUCUCUCAGUAUUUCUGCUAUGGGUUGAAUAAACCUAGACAAGACCCCUGUCUUCGGAGUGGACUCAGCUGGGGUGGGGAAAUGGAUGGGUGGUACAUAGAUACCAUUCUCUGACACGUCUCAGUCCCUGCGGGGCCAACGGACACAUACAUCCUUAGACACUGUGACACUCA
Kogia breviceps (pygmy sperm whale) is the source of this 1928-nucleotide messenger RNA. The record is from RefSeq and is a predicted model, not a curated record. NCBI's taxonomy places the organism in Eukaryota, Metazoa, Chordata, Mammalia, Artiodactyla, Physeteridae.